AUGGCCCGACGAAACAGCACACUCACCAUCCCCCUGAAUCUCACAAUCCUCAACAUCCUCCUCCCCUUCCUCCUCCUGCUUCUUCUACACCCCACGCACGCCCACCCGCAAGCCUCCCCCGGCGACGGCAGCCUCCAGCCGAACCUGGCCGCCCCCACGCCGAGCACCGCCCAGCUGUCGCCGCCGCUGCUGCUCCAGCGAGACGACACCGACACCGAAGGCGGGAGUAGCAGUGGCGGCGGGGGGGGCAACUCGGGCGACGGCGACCCCCCUCCGUACCGCCCCAUCGUCACCCCACCGCCCGACCAGGCCGAGCGCCUCGCCAGCAUGGGCUACCGCCAGGAGACCUUCUACACGUGCAACACCAUCGGCGGCAAGGAGCACUGCGGCUGGCACAACCCCAUCGUCGCGGCCGCCGACGCCGCGCCCGCGAGGCGUGGCGGGCGCGCUGCCGGCACGGGGGCCGUCGUGGCGGCCGUGGGGUGCCUGGCUGGCGUGUUUGCGCUGGGCAUGAUGUAG
Molecule: messenger RNA, 519 nt
Organism: Purpureocillium lilacinum
Lineage: Eukaryota; Fungi; Ascomycota; Sordariomycetes; Hypocreales; Ophiocordycipitaceae
Source: RefSeq, a predicted model, not a curated record